Leptopilina boulardi is the source of this 709-nucleotide messenger RNA. Its product is annotated as larval cuticle protein 65Ag1-like. The coding region runs from base 136 to 639 and encodes 167 amino acids. Gene Ontology annotation, molecular function: structural constituent of chitin-based larval cuticle. Lineage: Eukaryota; Metazoa; Arthropoda; Insecta; Hymenoptera; Figitidae. The record is from RefSeq and is a predicted model, not a curated record. The transcript has 3 exons. Gene Ontology annotation, cellular component: chitin-based extracellular matrix.
CGGCACGGAGCAACUCUCGUAAAUUAAGGCAUUAUCGAAAAAAGUGGUAUAUAAACCGCGGAACAUCUUCAACUAAUCAUCAGUCUCAGUUUCCUCAAUUUGUGGAAAGCAUCUCUUCUUCUUACAAAAUUCAUCAUGAAACAGUUCGUAGUUCUCGCUGCCCUCGUGGUCGUUGCUUGCGCUGGACGUCUUCCACACAAUUCUUAUCAUCGUGGUGCUGCAAGUCGUCGUGUGGACAACUCCUACUUGGCCCCAGCUGCUGAAUCUCGAGUUGACAACUCAUAUUUGGCACCUGCUGCUGAGUCACGACGAGUCGAUAACUCAUAUUUAGCUCCAGUUGCCGAAUCCCGUGUGGAAAGCACCUUCGUGGCUCCAGCUGCCAGUGAAAUUGUCCUCGUUAAUGAGAGAUUACACGAGAACAACGGUUUGGAGGGCUACCAAUACAGCUACGAACUUUCUGAUGGACAAAAGAAAGAGGAAACCGCUGAAUUGAUCAACGCCGGAAGUGAAGAAGAAGCCAUUGCUGUCCGCGGAAGCUACCAAUGGGUUGACCCAGCCACUGGCCAGGAAUACAAAGUCACCUAUGUCGCUGACGAAAAUGGCUUCCGUGCCGAGGGAGAUCAUCUUCCACGUGCCUAAUUUUAUAUGUCAACAAAGAAAAAAAACAACAACAGAAACGAACAAUAAAAAAUGCAAUCUUUUAAAUUAA